GGUGGAAGAAUUGGAAAAGCAAGUGAUGAAACAAAGAGAAGUUGGAGUGAUAUACAAGAAAAGAAUGGAAAGAACACAAGACUACUUAAGAUACUGUCUUCAGACAGCACAAGAAAAUGGAUUAUUGGAUCUCUUUCUGAGCUGCAAUGGUGAAUUUCAACCAUCUCCAGUCUCUCUUCACUCCAUUACCAGCCCUCAAGCUCAUGCCCACCACCCCAAUCUAUCACUCAUUAUUCAUCAAGCUAAAACCAAUGGCUGGUACAUUCAUCCAAAUGAGAUUAAAUUGGAAGAAAAAAUUGGGGAAGGAAGCACCGCAGAGAUUCACAGAGGAACAUGGCGUGGAUUUGAGGUCGCAGUGAAGUGCAUUUCUGAAGAGUUUUUCCGUAUAAACGAAAACGGCGUCGUUUACUUCUCUCAGGAACUCGAAACGCUGUCGCGGCAACGCCACAGGUUCGUGCUUCAGCUCAUGGGCGCGUGCAUCGAACCUCCACAGCACGCGUGGGUGGUCACCGAGUACCUGAGCACCACGCUGAAGGAGUGGCUCCAUGGACCUGGGAACCGGCGCAGUGAGCGGAUGGUGCCACUCCCACCCUUGCAGGAGAGAGUGGGCCGGGCCUUGGAAAUAGCCCAAGCUAUGCAGUACUUGCACGAGCAAAAGCCCAAACUGGUUCACCGUGACUUGAAGCCCAGCAACAUUUUUCUUGAUGACGCCCUGCAUGUUAGAGUCGCGGACUUCGGCCACGCACGGUUCUUGGGUGACGAAGAAAUGGCCCUCACCGGAGAAACAGGAACAUACGUUUACAUGGCACCAGAGGUAAUCCGAUGUGAACCUUAUAAUGAAAGUUGUGAUGUGUAUAGUUUUGGGAUCAUACUGAACGAGCUACUAACUGGGAAUUACCCUUAUGUUGAGACAGAAUAUGGUCCCACCAAGAUUGCCAUGGAAGUUGUGGAGGGUAAGCUUCGACCUAAGCUUCCAUGUGAUGAUGAUGUUGAUAAACUCGGAGAGCUUAUUGACCUUAUUUGUCUUUGUUGGGACCCAAAUCCUACUACUCGACCAUCCUUUGCAACAAUCACCAUUUCUCUCAAAACUUAUGUUAAGGAGAAUCUCAUUUAAUCUAAGGUUUAUUACAUAUAUUUAAAUAUUAAUUACCAUCGUUGUCACCAUUGUCUUGUUACCUUAAUCUGUCAUA
This is a messenger RNA of Vigna umbellata (rice bean), 1190 nucleotides long. Its product is annotated as serine/threonine-protein kinase STY17-like. The record is from RefSeq and is a predicted model, not a curated record. NCBI's taxonomy places the organism in Eukaryota, Viridiplantae, Streptophyta, Magnoliopsida, Fabales, Fabaceae. Gene Ontology annotation, molecular function: ATP binding; protein serine/threonine kinase activity. Gene Ontology annotation, biological process: protein phosphorylation.